This is a messenger RNA of Calypte anna (Anna's hummingbird), 1520 nucleotides long. RefSeq names its product transmembrane 6 superfamily member 2 (gene TM6SF2). NCBI's taxonomy places the organism in Eukaryota, Metazoa, Chordata, Aves, Apodiformes, Trochilidae. Gene Ontology annotation, biological process: lipid homeostasis; regulation of lipid metabolic process. The record is from RefSeq and is a predicted model, not a curated record. Bases 34 to 1167 code for a protein of 377 amino acids. Gene Ontology annotation, cellular component: endoplasmic reticulum-Golgi intermediate compartment membrane; endoplasmic reticulum membrane. The transcript has 10 exons.
AGUCCAGGGGUGGUGGCAGUGGCCGGGCCGGGGAUGCAGCUCCCGGGGGUGCAGCUCCCGGGGGUCCUGGUCCCCUCCUUGCUGGCCAUCCCCGUGGCCUUGGGCACCAACGCUGCGACCACCUUGGCAGAGAGCCCACUGGUGCUGGUGCUCACAGGGCUGCUGCUGCUCCUCGGUCUCAUCUCCAUCAUCUUCAUCACUGGAGGAAGCCACUGCCAGGACCCCCUUUUCUGCGUGUUCGUGCUGCUCUCCUUCACCUCGGUGGUGGAUUUGGUGAUCUCCUUGGAGGAGGAUGGCUUCAUCUCCGGCUUUGUGGAGUUCUACAUCAGAGAGGGUGAGCCCCACCUGCGGACGGCCCACGGGAUCAUGAUCUGUUACUGGGAUGGCAUCGUCCACUACGGACUCUACCUCACUAUGAUCGUGGCCAUUGGGCAGAGAAAGAGCUACAGGAACCUGGGGCUCUUCUGGCUGGGCUCCCUGGUAAUGAGCAUCACUGUCUUCCUGCUGGGGAAUCUGAUAGGGAAAUACAGCUCGGAGCUCAGCCCUGCCCUCCUGCUCAACCUGCCCUACAUCCUCAUCCCCCUCUGGGCCGGGGGGAGGCUUUUCCAGCAGCCCAAAACUCCGCCGAGCUUCAGCCCUGAGAAGGUUGCAGAGGAGCAAAGCAAACGCCUGUACCAGCGGCCACAGGACCUGGGGCUGAUCCUGCUCCUGCUCCUCACCAUUGCCUUCACCUUUUUCAGGGGGAUGGUGGUUCUAGACUGUCCAGCUGACUCCUGCUUUGAGUACAUCUACCAGCGGGAGCCUUACCUGCGCGACCCUGUCGCUUACCCCAAGGUGCAGAUGCUGAUUUACCUGUUCUACAUCCUCCCCUUCUUCUGCCUUGGAAUCUACGGACUGGUGCUGCCCGGCUGCUCCUGGCUGCCCGACUGGAGCUUGGUGGUUGCCGGGGCCGUGGCUCAGGCUCAGUUCUCCCAUUUGGGAUCCUCGCUGCACCCCCGCACCCCCUUCCCCUACCAGACCCCCGAAGAUGUUUGGUGGAGCUUCCUCAUCACCAACCUCCUCUAUGCUCUGGGACCUCAGCUCCUGGCCUAUCGCUGCCUGCACUGCCCUGCCUUCUUCCUGCCCUCCCCCCCUGCCACCCUCCUGCCCAGCAAGAAGCACCAGUGACACCUCCUGCCCACCCCGGGGGGGCUCAUGCCGCCCCCCACCCCCCACGGAGCAGCCUCUGAGGGGACCAGGCUUGGCAGAGAUGUCCCCGCGGAUGCUUUUGUCCCCCGGGGGAUGUUCUGGUCCCUCGGGGUGCUCUAUGGGGACACAGCUCCGGCCACAGCCCUCCCGGGGUAUGGGGGGGGGGGGGGGGGGGGGUGAGGGGGCGUGUGGGAGACGGGGUCCCCUCCUGGCAGGUCCUGGGGGGCCAUGAGGACUCCGUCCCACCCUGGUGCUCCCGGGAUGAUGCUGGAGAGGGGACCGUGCCAGGAAAACACUGUUUACAAAAUAAAGGACUGAGGGUACAGCUCUGA